Messenger RNA from Hemicordylus capensis (graceful crag lizard), 1097 nucleotides. It is a transcript of the gene PIGF, whose product is annotated as phosphatidylinositol glycan anchor biosynthesis class F. NCBI's taxonomy places the organism in Eukaryota, Metazoa, Chordata, Lepidosauria, Squamata, Cordylidae. The record is from RefSeq and is a predicted model, not a curated record. The coding region runs from base 182 to 841 and encodes 219 amino acids. The transcript is spliced from 6 exons. Gene Ontology annotation, cellular component: endoplasmic reticulum membrane. Gene Ontology annotation, biological process: GPI anchor biosynthetic process.
CGUACGGCAGGUGUAGUGUAGCCUGCGGUGACGCAACCGGCUUGUUCUGAGUCGUAGGGAGACGGUUGAGGUGGCUUAAGGGAGACGGGAGCUUGGUUCCUGGUGACCUAUGACCCCGGUUGAGAAGCCCCGCCCAUUAGCCCCUGAAAGGCGGACAGGUGGAAUUUGAAAAAAGAACAUCAUGAAAGAUACAGAAAUAAAGCGACUGCUGUCUGCCAAUGUUGUCUGUAUAUUUUCCAUUAUUUUAACUACUGUCAUCCCCUCUCUGUUUCUGGAGAAUUUCUCCAUCUUGGGAACACACCUGACAUGGUUGUGCAUCUGUUCAGCGAGUGUUGGUACUGUAAAUAUAGCUUUGUAUAUUAUUCUUAAACCAAAUCCAUCUACUAAAAGAAGUUCUCUCUUCCACAAGGUGGCAAAGCUUCUAAGAUGCUGUGUAUACUUCCUCAUGUCUUGUAUCCUAUUUCAUGGAAUCAUAGUUCUUUAUGGAGCACCACUAGUAGAUUCAGUCCUGGAGACCUUCUUAUUUGCAGUUCUUCUGUCUACAUUUACUACUCUUCACUGCUUGUGUCUCCUGGGGCCCAACAUUCACGUGUGGCUCAAAGUGUUCAGCAAGAAUGGGGCGAUGUCCAUCUGGGACAGCAGUCUCCAGAUUACAACACUGUGCAGUGUGGUGGGUGCCUGGCUCGGAGCAUUUCCUAUUCCCCUGGAUUGGGAUCGACCAUGGCAGGUGUGGCCCAUUUCCUGUUCGCUUGGAGCCACCUUUGGCUACGUGGCCGGUCUCCUCCUUGCACCUUUGUGGAUAUACUGGAACAGGAAGCAGCUGACAUACAAAAGCAGAUAGCUGGCGCAAAGAGAGUAAGCGGCUGAUUGCUGCUGUUGUGCCGAUUCCAUCAAGACUGUGCUGAGACUUUUAUAUGGUUGGCGCAGAGGGCGAGCCAAGCAUCUUCAAAGCAUCAUCAGGCUUCCCCUCACCCUCCUCUCGCAGCGUGAUUUGCAUGCAGCAGCAACGUGAUGAUGCAUCUGUCGUUUGUCCUAAAUUAUGUUACCCCUGAGAGGUUGUACUUUCCUUCCAGUCCGAAUAAAGUAUUUGUAACAGA